This is a messenger RNA of Hermetia illucens (black soldier fly), 1035 nucleotides long. RefSeq names its product J domain-containing protein DDB_G0295729-like. Bases 134 to 796 code for a protein of 220 amino acids. The record is from RefSeq and is a predicted model, not a curated record. The transcript has 2 exons. Lineage: Eukaryota; Metazoa; Arthropoda; Insecta; Diptera; Stratiomyidae.
ACGUUUUACAGUGCGUCUCAAAAAUUUUGAGACACUGUACAGAAAAUUGAAAAGUUAACUACAAAAUUCUUUUGUUAUUUCAGAUAGCAAGAGCAACCGAUAUACAGCCACGCAGGACGGGCUUGGGGACAGAAUGUCCGCCAAGAGGAGUAAGAUAAUACUCCCAGGGGAGAUGUCAUCCGAGGAGGAGGGGAGCACGGGCCCCGACGACAACGAGGGAACUUCGGGUCUGCAAAAGGAGAUUGCAGACCUGAAGUGCGAAAGAGCGGCCAUGGCACAGCAGCUAGAGUGCCAGCAGCUGCUCAUCCAGCAACUGCAGCAGAAGCUAGCGUUGCUAGAGGAGACGGUCCGCUCUGGGCCGACACCAGCUCAGCAGCAACGAAUUCACCAACAGCAACGAAUUCACCAACAACAGCAAGAACAACAAGAACAGCAUCAACAACAGCAACCGCAACAACAGGAACAGCAGGAAGCCCUCGCAAUGGACAUCGUGGGAUCCCCUGCAUCCUUCCCUGAGGUCAUCAUCGAUGAGGACCCCUUCAACUUUGUCCGGAGCCGGAAAAGCAUAAAGAAAAGUAAGGUUAGUGCGAAAAUUGUAACCGCCCCACCACAGCCACCACAGCCAUCCGCAAAUCCUUCCCCGUCCUUGAAAACCAAGAAAGUUAAAAUUCCAGCCAUUACCGACUACAAUUUAAACGUGCCCCAUUUCCUCCGACUAAUUAAAGCCAAGGGAUUGAAAGCAUCCCUAAAAAACACGAGGGCGGAUACGCCCAACGUGCCACUGCCCAAGUGUUGAUUGACAGUCUGAAAGCAGACCUAUACUGCGUCUCAGAAACUCAUCUCAAUAGCAGGCAUAACGUGCAAUUCACCGGGUAUAAUAUUAUCCGGAACGACAACAACACUGGCGCUGCCCUUUUAGUCAGAAAAGACUAUGAAUUUGAGGAAGUCGUUAUACGAAACCUGCUCACCUCUUCCGCUACGGCGGCAAUAGUAAAAACUACUGAUGGCAGACGGAUUUUGGUAGUUUCCGUCUAC